AUUUGUUCUCCGAAUACUAUAAUCAUCAUCGGACUGCCUCUGUCGAAAAUGUCGAUCGCAGUGCAGUCACCGGAUAUUGCACGGAUCUCGCUUCAUCGGCGGAUACCGUUGGAGUGGCAUUUGUAUGCUAUCCCUUUCUUGUCACUCUAUCCCAUUUGGGCAUAUGGAUACUUCGCAAAGUAUGAUACUUGGGUCAAAUCGGAAGAAUGGACAUUCGUCUUUACUGUUGCUCUAUUAGCUGGCCAUGCUCUCAGCUUCUUGGUCACAAGAUGGAGCAUCGGAGCAAAGGCUUUCAUCACUUGUCGUAAUGUCAACUCUAUCAACGAGACUGAGCUAAUUCGCAUCUUCCCACACGCUCACAAAGGUGAAGGAGAUUUAGUCAAAAUCGAUCGUCAUGCUCGCUCUGGAAUGCCAACCGAAACGUCUUUUACCUAUCAAGCCGACAAAUAUAUUCUCACUUUACCCGAUCAAUCAGCUUCCGUCACUUCUGUCCUGGUCUCGCCUUUGGUUAGCGAACCUACUUUCCGUCGCUUGCCUUACCCUGUUGACUCAAAGCCAACAAUGGGCAAAUUCCAAAGCACAAAAGGUUUGGCAAGUGAACGUGAUGUGGAGAUUACCAGACACACCUUCGGUCCAAACACAUUCAACAUUCCCAAGCCUACUUUCAUUGAGCUCUUCAUUGAACAUGCUGUUGCACCUUUCUUCGUCUUCCAAGUCUUUUGCGUUGGUUUAUGGCUAUUGGAUGAGUACUUCUGGUACUCGUUGUUUACCCUUUUCAUGUUGGUCGUUUUCGAGGCAACUACAGUGUUCCAACGUUUGCGUACAUUGAGCGAAUUCCGCACAAUGUCUAUUCAACCUUACCAAAUUCAGGUUUAUCGUGCAGGCAAAUGGCUGGAGAUCUCUAGUGCAGAGCUUUUGCCAGGAGACUUGGUAUCUGUCACUCGUUCUAAGGAAGACUCGGCAACCCCAUGUGAUCUCUUGCUGUUAUCAGGAAGCGUUAUCGUGAAUGAAGCUAUGUUGAGUGGAGAAUCGACGCCAUUGCUCAAGGAGAGCAUUGAGCUACGCGACGCAAGUGAUACAUUGGACGUGAACGGAAACGACAGGAACAACGUCGUCUUUGGUGGUACGAAAGUUCUACAGACUACCGUUUCUGAAUCAUCCUUCAAUGGCAUUCGCUCUCCGGACAGUGGUUGCUUGGCAGUCGUGCUAAGAACAGGUUUCGGUACUUCACAAGGUCAAUUGAUUCGAUUGAUGGUAUACACCAACGAAGGACGUGUUUCAGCUAAUAACUUGGAGGCAUUCUUGUUCAUUGCUUUCUUGCUCGUCUUCGCCAUUGCGGCUAGUUGGUACGUUUGGACUCGUGGUCUGGCUAUGGGUAGACCAAAAGGAAAAUUGAUCCUUGACUGUAUCUUGAUCAUCACUUCGGUCGUUCCACCGGAAUUGCCGAUGGAAUUAUCAAUGGCUGUAAAUGCAUCAUUGAUGGCAUUGGCCAAGCAUGCAAUCUUCUGUACAGAACCUUUCCGUAUUCCUUAUGCCGGACAAGUAGAUGUUUGCUGCUUCGACAAAACGGGUACAAUUACUGGAGAAGACCUCGUUGUUCAGGGAAUUGCCAAUGUUGGCGCUCGUGAAGCAAAGGAUCUCGUCGACGUAAAGGCUCUCGGACGUGAAUCAACGCUCACUUUGGCAACCGCACACAAUCUCGUUCUUUUGGAAGACGGUCUAGUCGGAGAUCCCAUGGAAAAGACCACAGUGGACGCUUUGGAUUGGCAAUUGCUCAAAGGUGAUAUUCUUGGACCCAAGAAUCCAUCAGAGGCACGCUUCCGUAUGCAAGUUAAUGUUCGUCGUCGUUUCCAGUUCUCUUCAGCAUUGAAACGUAUGGCAUCUGUCGCUUAUGUUGUUGACGGUGGUAACCGACGUCUCUUUGCUGCAGUAAAGGGUGCACCAGAAGUUUUGAGAGGAAUGUACAAGCAUUUACCUGCCGAUUACGAUGAGACGUACAAGACCUUCACACGUAAAGGUAGUCGUGUUUUGGCUCUCGGAUAUAAAUAUCUGGAUGGUGUUAAUGCAGAACGUAUCAAUCAUCUCGCUCGUGAUGAAGUAGAAAGUACAUUGGAAUUCGCCGGCUUUUUGAUCUUCCACUGCCCACUCAAAGAAGAUGCUGUCACUUCUAUCAAACAAUUGAACGACUCCUCCCAUCGAUGCAUCAUGAUUACAGGUGACAAUCCUUUGACAGCCGUUCAUGUUGCCAAUGAGGUUGAAAUUGUUGAUCGUGAGACUUUGAUUUUGGAUAUUCGUGAAAAUGCUACAAGUGAUCAAGAAUUAUGGUGGCGUACACCUGACGAAAGCAAGGUCAUCAACGUCAAGGCAAGUGACCCGAUCGAUCAGAAGUUGUUCGACUCGUACGAUAUCUGUCUCACUGGACCUGCAAUGAAGCUCUUCCAAGAUGUACCGGACAAGUGGGAUGCACUCGUACAAAACACAUGGGUCUAUGCGCGUGUAAGUCCUUCCCAGAAAGAAUUCAUCUUGAACUCGUUGAAGCGGUUGGGAUACAUUACUCUAAUGGCUGGUGAUGGAACAAAUGACGUUGGUGCUCUGAAGGCUGCAAACAUUGGUGUUGCAUUAUUGGACGGAACACCGGAAGAUUUGAAGAAAAUUGCUGAACAUCAAAGGAAUGAACGCAUGAAGAAGGUAUACGAACAACAAUUGUCUCUCACAUCCCGAUGGGGCCAACCACCACCACCCGUGCCAACUGUAUUGAAGGAACUAUAUCCUGAACUAGAAAAGGCACGCGAGGACAUCGUUAACAAGUUGAAAGACUCUAAACGUGCCAAUCCCAAAGCCACUUUUGAUCUCUCCGCUCUUACGUCACAAAUGGCAGAUUUGGACUCCGAAGAUGGACCACCUCAAAUCAAAUUGGGAGAUGCAAGUGUUGCAGCCCCUUUCACAUCCAAAUUGAGUAACGUUUCCGCAAUCACGCAAAUCAUUCGUCAAGGCAGAUGCAGUUUGGUUGCAACGAUUCAAAUGUACAAGAUUUUAGGUCUCAACUGUUUGAUUACAGCUUACUCACUUUCGGUGAUGUACUUGGAUGGUAUCAAAUUUGGUGAUUAUCAAGUGACUAUCAGUGGAGCUUUGAUGAGCGUCUGCUUCUUGAUGAUUUCUCGCGCACAACCCAAAGAGCGAUUGUCGAGAGAGAGACCUUCGAGUAAUAUUUUCAACGUAUACUUUGUCCUCUCGCUCUUGCUUCAAUUUGCGUUGCACAUCGCAAGUAUGCGCUACAUUACCUUACUCACUGGUCAAUAUGAAAAGCCAGAGGAGGUUGUUGAUUUGGAGGCUAAAUUCACACCUUCCUUACUCAAUUCGGCCAUUUUCCUGAUCAGCUUAAGUCAACAAGUGAACACGUUCUCGGUCAAUUAUGUUGGUGAGCCGUUCAGAGAGAGUAUGACGCAAAACAAAGCGCUUUAUUACGGUUUGUUGUCAUGCUUUGGAGUUGCAUUUGCAGGUGCUACAGAAUUUUUGCCCGAUUUGAAUGCAUGGUUGCAACUCACUCCUCUUCCAACACCAUUCCAAGUUCGUCUGGUUGCAGCAAUGGCGAUCGAUUUCGUUGGAUGUUACGUUAUUGAACAUUCAACGAAGUUCUUAUUUGCCGAUUUGGAACCACGUGCAUUGAUUGUGAAAGGAAGAGAAAGAAGAGACGCAAGAAGGAAACAAUUGGCACAAAAUUUAGAAAAUAUCGCCAAUGGAAUCAAAGCUCAAUAAAAGGUAGAACUAUGUGCACUUUUUUAAACUUGCAUCUAUCAUCUUCAUAAUCAUGCACAUCAUGUGAACCAUACUUUUAUUUAUCAUCUCAAUAGCAAUUCACGGUUAAUUAAAAAUUUAGCGUGAGCAAUCAAGCACAGAUCUUGGUGAUUAUGCAGUAUGAAAAGACUGUGAAGUAGAUCUGUAGUAUUGUAG
Messenger RNA from Meira miltonrushii, 3951 nucleotides. Its product is annotated as putative SPF1-P-type ATPase. Bases 49 to 3756 code for a protein of 1235 amino acids. Gene Ontology annotation, cellular component: endoplasmic reticulum membrane. Gene Ontology annotation, biological process: intracellular calcium ion homeostasis. The record is from RefSeq and is a predicted model, not a curated record. The transcript has 2 exons. Lineage: Eukaryota; Fungi; Basidiomycota; Exobasidiomycetes; Exobasidiales; Brachybasidiaceae. Gene Ontology annotation, molecular function: ATP binding; ATP hydrolysis activity; P-type ion transporter activity.